Gadus morhua (Atlantic cod) is the source of this 1620-nucleotide messenger RNA. RefSeq names its product SMAD family member 3a (gene smad3a). Gene Ontology annotation, molecular function: DNA-binding transcription factor activity, RNA polymerase II-specific; RNA polymerase II cis-regulatory region sequence-specific DNA binding; I-SMAD binding. Bases 237 to 1514 code for a protein of 425 amino acids. NCBI's taxonomy places the organism in Eukaryota, Metazoa, Chordata, Actinopteri, Gadiformes, Gadidae. Gene Ontology annotation, cellular component: heteromeric SMAD protein complex. Gene Ontology annotation, biological process: cell differentiation; activin receptor signaling pathway; SMAD protein signal transduction. The record is from RefSeq and is a predicted model, not a curated record. The transcript is spliced from 8 exons.
AUGUCGUGUGGCUCUGCUGAGCUGAGCUGCACGCCACUCCGCAGACCGAUCUCGGGCUGAAGUUGGGGUAUUUCAUUCGGGAUGCAUUUGUUUCACCAACGAGAUUAGCAGACAAUCGUUUGUUUCUUGUUGUACUUUUUUUUUUUUUUACUUACUAUCCGCGUUCACUACGUUAAACGGGGAAAAACGUAAUCUGCGGAUCUAUCAAUACUGAAAGGACUCAAUCUGAACUCAAGAUGUCAAUCUUGCCUUUCACUCCCCCCAUAGUCAAAAGACUUUUAGGUUGGAAGAAGGGGGAACAAAACGGCCAGGAAGAGAAAUGGUGUGAAAAGGCGGUGAAAAGUUUGGUGAAGAAAUUGAAGAAAACGGGGCAGCUAGACGAGCUGGAGAAAGCCAUCACCACUCAGAACAUCAACACUAAAUGCAUCACAAUACCGAGGUCACUGGAUGGCCGCCUGCAGGUGUCCCACAGGAAGGGCCUGCCCCACGUCAUCUACUGCCGGCUCUGGCGCUGGCCCGACCUGCAGUCGCACCACGAGCUGCGGGCCGUGGAGCUGUGCGAGUACGCCUUCCACACCAAGAAGGACGAGGUGUGCGUCAACCCCUACCACUACCAGAGGGUGGAGACCCCCGUGCUUCCUCCGGUGCUGGUACCCCGACACACAGAGAUCCCGAGCGAGUUCCCUCCGCUGGAUGACUACAGCCACUCCAUCCCAGAGAACACCAACUUCCCCGCUGGCAUCGAGCCCCAGAGCAACUACAUACCAGAAACCCCCCCGCCAGGCUACCUGAGUGAGGACGGGGAGGCCAGCGACCACCAGAUGAACCACAGCAUGGACACCUGCUCCCCUAGCCUGUCCCCCAACCCUGUCUCCCCCACACAGAACAGCCUGGACCUCCAGCCUGUGACGUACUGCGAGCCGGCCUUCUGGUGCUCCAUCUCCUACUAUGAGCUCAACCAGCGCGUGGGCGAGACCUUCCACGCCUCGCAGCCCUCGCUCACCGUGGACGGCUUCACGGACCCGUCCAACUCGGAGCGCUUCUGCCUGGGCCUGCUUUCCAACGUGAACCGCAACGCCGCGGUGGAGCUCACGCGACGCCACAUCGGCCGCGGCGUGCGGCUGUACUACAUCGGUGGGGAGGUGUUUGCCGAGUGCCUCAGCGACAGCGCCAUCUUCGUCCAGAGUCCCAACUGUAACCAGCGCUACGGCUGGCACCCGGCCACCGUCUGCAAGAUCCCCCCAGGCUGUAACCUGAAGAUCUUCAACAACCAGGAGUUCGCCGCCCUGCUGGCCCAGUCGGUGAACCAGGGCUUCGAGGCCGUGUACCAGCUCACCAGGAUGUGCACCAUACGGAUGAGCUUCGUCAAGGGCUGGGGCGCUGAGUACCGGCGCCAGACGGUGACCAGCACCCCCUGCUGGAUCGAGCUGCACCUCAACGGGCCGCUGCAGUGGCUGGACAAGGUGCUCACGCAGAUGGGCUCCCCCAGCAUCCGCUGCUCCAGUGUGUCCUAGGCUGCACCUGUCCUCCGCACGGCGCACACCUCCCCCCUCCAUGCACAGACUAAAACUGACCACGCACACACACACGCAUGCACACACACAUACACACACACAUACA